GGCGGCCUCAAAACUUGACGAUGAGGUUGAUCGUUUUUUCACCGCAUAUUCGUCGAGGUCUUUAGGAUUUAUUAGAAAUUUGUAACGGCACCAGUUUGAAAUGUCCUGGGUUUUUGUGACGUCUAAAGUCAAUGGCCAAAAAGCAAGGAAGUAUUUUGAAGACAGAGGACUGUAUGAUAAAGAGAGGAAAGUGACAAAGUCCUCCACAAAUGAAGUGAUGAUUCCUUUACAACAAGAGCCGGCUGAAAAACUCAAUGAACAGUCAGGAAAAAGUGAUACAUCUUGGCUUGUUCCAUUUGAGGGGAGGGUUGAAUGCAUAGAUGCUGAUAAAUUGAUUGUAAGACUGGGUAGAUUGUCUCCUCAAGAGAAGUUGAAGAUUGCUUUAGACAAUUUAUUAUACAUGAAUGGUAGAACAUUUGAUGGGUUGUUACCAGAUGAUAUACCAUCACAUUGGGAGCAGCAUGGAGACCUUAUUCUAUUACCAGAGAACAGUUUCACUUCAGAAAAAUGGAGAGACUUUGAUGGUGAAUUAUGGAGAACUGUUGCAAAAAGUCUUGGUGUCACAAGACUUGCCAAGAAAUCAGCUAUAUGUAGGGAUGGUUUCAGAACCCCCAAAGUCACUAUGCUUCUGGGUGAGAAUGGAUGGGUGACUCACACUGAUAAUGGCAUUAAAUACACCUUUGAUGUCACAAAGUGCAUGUUCUCUUCAGGAAAUAUUACAGAAAAGAUCCGAGUUGGAAAUUUUGACUGUUCUGGUCAAACUGUUGUUGAUCUUUAUGCUGGAAUUGGUUAUUUUGUCCUGCCCUAUCUUGUUCAUGCUAAAGCAGCCAUGGUUCAUGCUUGUGAGUGGAAUGAAAAUGCUGUAGAGGCUUUGAGAAGAAACUUGAAAUUGAAUGGUGUUGAUAAACAAUGUGUCAUUCAUGAGGGAGAUAAUCUGAAGUUUCCUCUUCGAGGAGUAGCAGACCAUGUCAACUUGGGCCUUAUCCCCUCUAGUGAGGCUGGAUGGCUGGUGGCUUGUGCUGCACUUCGUCCUGAUAGAGGAGGGUGGUUACAUGUUCAUGGAAAUGUCACAUCAAGUAUAAAAGACCAGAAAGGAAUAGUAAAUAGCAAAUUGUCAGAGUCAUUAGCUGGAGAAACCUGUCUGUCUGUAAGUCAAACCAAGAAAGCCAAUAUGACAAGCCUACAGAGUACUUUUGAUGACAAUUGUGGUUUUAAUGGAGUAGAACAACCUUCAUCAAUUCACUGUCAUUCAGAGAAUACAUCAACAUGUGUAGUAAAUCAAGGCCAUGUACACAACAACAGGAUGGUUUUGAUAAAAUCUUCUGAGCUGGAAUCGUCAAUGAUCUCUGCUGAGCCCUUAACAGUUUCAGUUGAGUCUAACCUACCAUUCUGGAAACAAAACCACAUACCCUCCUGCAACAAGAAAGUAAAGCAAGAGUGGCUAGAUUGGGCAAAAUAUGUUACUCAGACUAUACUGCCUCAUUUAAGGAAAUCACAUGGUAAACAAGAGUGGAAUGUUCAAGUGAGGCACAUUGAACAUGUCAAGUCCUAUGCUCCUCACAUAGAUCAUGUAGUGUUGGAUGUGGAAUGUUGUCCAUCAUCUGAUUAUUAAUCCUGGUGUUCUUAGCCCUGGUUGUACAUAAAUCAAGUGCUUCUUUGGUUGGAUCUUAACCAGAAAAUUACUUUCAGGGCAAAAAACAGAAAUUUAAAGUAAUAUAAUGUAUACACAUGCAAGUUAACAAUUAAUUAAAAUAAUAAUUUAACUAUUAUCAUAUUUAGUUUUCUGCAUACUUUCACUUCCCUUGAAACACAAUAAGAUUGAUGUGAUUGAAAUGAAUGGUAAUUUUGGAGCCAAUAUUGUGAAUCAAAGGGAACAGAACAAAGGAGAUAAUAAGACACCCAUACAUUGAUGUCAUUGUUUUGUAUGAAAAUGUAUUAUUUUUUAAAAUGGUAAAUACAGACAAGCGUAGUAUCCAGGAACAGAACAAGAAUUGUAACAUGUAUCCUGCUACAGACCAUCAUUAUUAGAGACAUUUUUUAAUUCCGAGAAUGGAGUCACAGAACCUCUAUUUGACCUUAACAAGCUUAGUUCUUAACAGUUACAGUUAGGCAUAGCUACCUAAAGGUGAUUUGUGAAAGAAAUGUCUUGAAUAACCCUAGAGCUGAACAUCAAAUAACAGUUAUGUCUUAAAAUGUUUUAAUUACAAGAAAUUGAUUGAAAAAUAUUCACCAAAUAA
Molecule: messenger RNA, 2237 nt
Organism: Pocillopora verrucosa
Lineage: Eukaryota; Metazoa; Cnidaria; Anthozoa; Scleractinia; Pocilloporidae
Product: tRNA wybutosine-synthesizing protein 2 homolog
Biological process (GO): wybutosine biosynthetic process; tRNA methylation
Cellular component (GO): cytoplasm
Molecular function (GO): tRNA methyltransferase activity
Source: RefSeq, a predicted model, not a curated record